Molecule: messenger RNA, 1731 nt
Organism: Phymastichus coffea
Lineage: Eukaryota; Metazoa; Arthropoda; Insecta; Hymenoptera; Eulophidae
Product: rab-like protein 6
Biological process (GO): DNA repair
Cellular component (GO): cytosol; nucleus
Molecular function (GO): GTP binding; GTPase activity
Source: RefSeq, a predicted model, not a curated record
AUGGCGAAAACGUACGAUUUCUGCCAGUACAGACUUUGCAACAAUUCAAGGAUCAACGGUCAUCAACUUUUUCGCUUCCCCGAUGCAUCGACUCAGGAAAACCGCCACAAGCAAUGGAAUGACAACGCAGAUAUUGACUAUCUUUGUGCUCAAGUCAAAUCAAUGCUAUAUCCAGAACGCCAAGGCAAACCACUUGGAGUACGGCAGAAAAAUUUAGUUGUUACUAGUAGUUAUGAGGCAAGAAAAUUUGGUUUAAAAAAAUGUAUGCCAGUAAAGGAGGCUUUAAGUUUGUGUCCAAAUUUAGUACAAGUUGGAGGAGAAGAUUUGACACCUUACAGAAGAAGAUCUGCUAAAAUUUUUAACCAUCUGCACCAUGCAAAGUCUACAAGUGCCAAAGGUGAUGAGAGUUUGAAACAAGAAAAAGCUAAUUGUGCAGUGUAUAAUUUAGAACAAUAUAAACUCGUUGGUGAAUUUUUUGAGAUUUCAGAAGAAGUCUGUCCAUAUGGAUGCCAUACUCUUUUAGCUGUGCCUGCAUUGGAUGCUGAAUUUUUAGAUGUGUACAAGGGAACCAAUGGUGUACUAGUCAUGAUGGAUAUAACUAAACAGUGGACUUUUGAUUAUGUUCAACGAGAACUUCCAAAAAUACCCAGCCACAUACCAGUUAUUGUUUUGGGCAAUCUCUGUGACAUGUCUCAUCGCAGAACAGUAACUGCUGACCACGCUACUUAUUUCAUUGACUCACUUGAAGAAAGAGCUGCACAAGUAAGAUAUGCUGAAACUUCAAUGAGGAAUGGAUUUGGAUUGAAACUUUUGCACAAAUUUUUUAAUCUUCCAUUUCUGCAACUGCAAAGAGAGACUCUUUUACAACAAUUAGAAACUAUUAAAGAAGAAACUCUCUUGACAAUUCAAGAAUUAGACUUGUAUCAAGAAGGUGAUGAUGCAGACUAUCAUGAAUUUUUGGAUAACUUAGUAAAUAAGAGAAAAGCAAUAGCAGAUUCUGUGACUGCAACUACAUUAGUUCCGAAUAUCACAUCAACUUUGAGUCCUCAUGCACCACCAGGUAAUCCAGUUGCACCUUUGGCAAGAACAUUCGGUUCUAUUGGAGAUGAUACUCCAAUACCUGUUAAAAAUAUGCCUACUUGCUCAACAGCGAAAAGAGACACACAGACACUAGGGAACAAUACUAAUGGUAAAAUCGAACAACAGCCAACAAUACCCGGUAGUACCAGCACACCAGAGUCCUUAUCUGCAAAAGCAUCCACUAGCAUUAACUCUGAUAUUAAAGAGUUUCCAAGGAGAUCUCAAUCUUUCGUAUCAAAAAUAAGAACACUUAAAAAAGAAUCAAGCCUAGAAAAAGAAAAACCAUCUGACGAUUUCAAAGCAUAUAAAAAUGCUACAAUAGCUACUGCUGAACACUUCGUACCUGAUGAUGACUAUCUUGACAAAUCGUCUUUCGAUGAUAAUUUCUAGUCAAAUUCUCAAGCAAGCCAGAAAAAGCAAGGUGAUUUGGGUAGUGACACUGAAACUGCAAAUUCAUUAGUUGCUGGAUUUGAAGACGACCUCUUAUCUGCAGAUGAAAUGCCGGUUCCCGUCCAGCCCAAGUUAGCCGAGAAUCCGUUGAGUAAUCAAAGGCAUAAACGUGGAGCCAUAUCCUUAGGAGCUGAAUCGACUUUGACAAGUAGUUCCGUUAUUUCCAAAUGCGACUUAGACACAUCAAGUGGUAGCGUGUAA